Messenger RNA from Saprolegnia parasitica CBS 223.65, 977 nucleotides. RefSeq lists its product as hypothetical. The transcript is spliced from 5 exons. Lineage: Eukaryota; Oomycota; Saprolegniomycetes; Saprolegniales; Saprolegniaceae. The record is from RefSeq and is a predicted model, not a curated record. The coding region runs from base 189 to 953 and encodes 254 amino acids.
UGUAGCCAGCGCAAGCAGACGCGGCGAAGAAGCGAGUCCUUGGAUAAGCAACCGCAAUCCGAGAGCAAACUCGUUGAGACGGCGCAACGCGGUCGCAUGACGCAAGCUACUUGUGCUGAGCGCGGCGCCGAAUCUCCGCCAAUAGGCAGAGGUCGAGCAGUCGGCUCAUUUUUCGAUUUGGAUUUCCCAUGCCAGGUCCGCUCUGCCUCCUCCAGACGGUCGUCGCCGACGGCCUCUCGCUCGCGACCGGCGUUCCGUCGCGCGGGUCCAUCGGCGCGUUUGCACGCGCGCUCGUUCUCUCGACGCCCCUGCUCUGCCUCCCAUUGCUCGUGUGCUGGAAGCUCGAUGGCGGCUUCGAUCGUCCGUGGACAGAGACGCUGCUCGGGCUCUGGAUCCUGGACGCGACCCUCCUUCUUCGCAGUCUGCUUCCGAUCGGCAAGACGCCGUUUGCCACGCGCCAGCUCGUUGCGCGCGUGCUCUUUGUCGCAACGCACGUGGCCGUGGCCCUGCGCCUCGACGAUCACGUGGAUUGGCACUGGAGCUCCGUCUUUCUCCCCAUGGCACUGAGUCUCUUCUGCGGCGCAUCGCCUGUGCCCGUGCUGCAAGUGCUCCUUCUCGGCCUCCACCUCGACGGAUUCCUCACGUGGUCGUAUCUCGUUCUCUUGGCGCCGAUGUGGGGCCCGCUUCUCGUCGUCGGGGUCGUCCUGCCAAUGGGAGCGCUGUGGACAAGCGGGUCCAUGCGACACAACGUCAUGCGGCUCGUCGCGUCGUGGGCUGCGGCCGCGCUCCUCAUGGGCCCGCCGCUUCUGCUCGUCGCACGGCUCGAGUACGCUUGCUUUCCUGCCAUCUACAUUGCGCUUCCGUGGAUCGUCCUCUACGCGCUCUGCGUGCUUGGGGCGCUGGCUUCGUCGACCAAGAAGGCGUCGCGCCUCGAGACCUUUUUCGUCGUCUAACCCAAUACGAAGCUAUUUAUUUAC